This is a messenger RNA of Lates calcarifer (barramundi perch), 2701 nucleotides long. RefSeq names its product ribophorin II (gene rpn2). The record is from RefSeq and is a predicted model, not a curated record. Gene Ontology annotation, cellular component: oligosaccharyltransferase complex; membrane. NCBI's taxonomy places the organism in Eukaryota, Metazoa, Chordata, Actinopteri, Centropomidae. Bases 88 to 2019 code for a protein of 643 amino acids. The transcript has 18 exons. Gene Ontology annotation, biological process: protein N-linked glycosylation.
CGGACAUUCAACCUCUGGUGACAGGUCGUUCUCUGAGACACCGGAAGUAAUCGUCGGUUUUGGUGACGCUGCAUAAGACUGCAAGACAUGGACCGGUCUAGGCUGUUCGGGUGCUUCCUCCUCUGCCUGACUCUUGCUGGAAUUCAGGCGCUCACACCGGCGCACCACCUCUGCCUGGCUGAUGUGGCCCGACUGCAGAACUUCCUGAGCCAACAGUUCACCGACCUGGAGUCCGCGUACUACUCUGUUGUUGGUCUGACCAAGCUUGGAGCGGCGGUUUCCGAUCACAAUCAAGUAUGCCAGUUUCUCAAAUCCCAGCUUGAUCCCACCAGUGUUGACUCUGUCUUCUUUGCUGCUGAGACCAGUCAGGCCAUUUCAGGAUGUGAGAUCCCUGUGUCCAAUGAAACCCGUGACAUCCUUCUGGCAGCAGUUAGUGAAGACUCAACCAUGACUCAGAUUCAUCAUGCUGUGAGUGCACUCAGCUCUCUGGGACUUCCUGUGGCAUCUCAGGAAGUUGUAGGUGCCCUGACGGCUCGCAUCAACAAGGAGGACAAUGUUAUGGCAAUCACCUCAGCUCUGCAAACAGCAGCUCGCCUCUCCCAGCAGGCAGAACUUGGUGGAAUACUGGAGGAAAUUGAGGAUCUGACAGCUCGUUUGGAUGAUCUUGGUGGCAUCUACCUCCAGUUUGAAGAGGGACUCGAGGCAACCGCUAUGUUUCUGACUGCUGCUUAUUCCCUGUCAGAUCAUGUGGACAUGGAGCCCCCUCUCAAGGAGGACCAGGUCAUCCAGCUGGUGAAUUCCAUCUUCAGCAAGAAAUCUUGGGACUCCUUGUCUGAGGCCUUCAGUGUGGCAAGUGCUGCUGCAGCUCUCUCCAACAACCGCUUCCAUGUGCCGGUCAUUGUCAGUGCUCAGGGCCCAGCCACAGUGUCCCACAGCCAGCCAACCCUGCAGCUCCUUGUUACUGAUGUCAUGUCUCAACCUCUGGCCUCAGCCAAUGUGCUGGUUGAAUCUGCGUAUGCUGUGGCCUCCAAGAGUAUCAUACUCAGCCAAGCAUCCUUCACACUUAAUGAUGGCGUCUUUGAACUGAACUUCAUGUCAAACCAGCCCGCUAGUGGAUAUUACCAAUUUACCAUUGCAGUGACUGGGGAUAGCCGAUUGGUUGCCAAUCAUGUUGAGCUUAAAGUAAAGGUGUCCACUGAGGUGGCUGUUACUAACAUGGACCUCUCAGUAGUGGAUAAGGACCAGAGCAUCGGCACAAAGACCACCAGAGUGGACUAUCCCUCCAAAGCCAAGAGCUCCUUUACUGCAGACAGCCACCAGAACUUUGCUAUGUCCUUCCAGCUCGUUGACGUCAACACUGGAGUGGAACUUACCCCACACCAGACUUUUGUCCGGCUGCAUAAUCAGAAAACUGGCCAAGAGGUUGUGUUUGUGGCUGAACCUGACAGCAAGAAUCUGUACAAGUUUGAGUUGGACACAGCAGAGCGGAAAUCAGAGUUUGACUCCAUCUCUGGUACCUAUUCCCUCUACCUCAUUGUUGGGGAUGCUACUUUGGAGAAUCCCAUCUUGUGGAACGUGGCUGAUGUUGUGCUGAAGUUUAUGGAUGAAGAGGCCCCAGCUACCAUUCAGCCCAAGACCCUUUAUGUACCCAAACCAGAGAUCCAGCACUUGUUCAGGGAACCAGAGAAGAAGCCUCCAACUGUGGUCUCUAACACCUUCACUGCACUUGUCCUGUCUCCUUUCCUGCUUCUGCUCAUCCUGUGGUUUAAGCUCGGAGCCAACAUCUCCAACUUCAGCUUCUCUCCCAGCACCAUUCUGUUCCAUGUAGGACAUGCAGCCAUGCUGGGCCUGAUGUAUGUCUACUGGACCCACCUGAACAUGUUCCAGACUCUGAAGUAUCUGGCAAUUAUUGGCGGUGUAACCUUCCUCGCGGGGAACCGCAUGCUAGCCCAGAAAGCAGUGAAGAGGAUUGCAGCAGAGCAAAGUAGUAGGUUGGCAAAGUAUAGGAGCCUACGAUAAAGCCCCCAUUUGUAACAAAUGAGUCGGUCGUGCUUCCAGGCUGAAAAUUGAGAAAAAAUAAGGGCAAGAAAAAUUAAAAGAAGACAAUGACAAAGCCCAUUUUUUGGUUCCAAGGAGUCAUUCAACAAAAUCAGACUUUAUCAUGGCAUGGCAGUUCAAGAGUCCCAUCAACAGUUUAAACAUGCAGUUUGUCUGUUGCCAAAAGGAAGAAAUUGAGACAUCCAGAGUCUCUGAGGACAUAUGCUCACUGACAGAUUCUUCUACUGAGAGCUGUAAAGCUACUGAUCAUUGCACUUCAUCUUCCUGUGAGAUUUGUUUUCUUAUUGUCCAACAUGCCCGUGUUUUCUAAGUGAGCUGGAUUUUUAUUUGUGGUAUCUUGAUGGAAUUUGGGUUCAAUUGUGUUUUUUGUACAUUCCUUCAGUGCCCAUUUCACCUCCCAACAGAAGUUCUAAAUCAACAUGUUUCAGCGCAUAAAACACCACUGGCAGUAGCACUGACACUUUUCAUUACUAACUAUCCCAGUGUGUCUGUUUGGUGCAUCAAAUGUGUAGAAGGAGCGGUAGUCUCCUGUUUGAUACAGAGUUUACGUCCCCCAGAAAAAUUGUUAAUAAUAAAAUAUGGGCAAUUUGAGGAUGUGUUUUUGUAAUGAAGAGGAAGAAAUAAAGAAAUUGAGGUGAAACAA